UUUUUCUUCCUAAAAGAAAAGGUUGUCUUGAAUUUGAUGUGAGCUUCUUCUUCUUCUUCACAUUCACACAUAAACACAAUCUCUCUCUCAUCACGUUACCUUCAUUAUUCCAUUCCUUACAGAACCGACAAAAGCAUCACAAAAAGCACAAUUCAUUCUUAAUCCAUCCAAAUUCCGCAUCGCAUUGGACACACACUAUUGCCCACUCCAAACUUGUCCACAAUCUCGCCACAAAGGGUUGAUCUUGGUCAUUGAUCUCAUCAUCACAGGAACCAGUUACCUGAAUCUCCUAUGUGGUUUUGCUAUGUUUUAUAAUUGACAUUUAGAUAGAUAUUAGAUAUUUUUCUAUGGUUUUGAAAGAUUACAGUGUUGAGUGUAGCUAGGGUUUGAUUGAAUGACAUGAAUUGGGGUACACCUAAAGAUUCACCCAAAAUGUCUUACCAUCCAAGACCACUUUCUUGGAUUGUUGUUUUAGUUGGAGCACUUGCAAUUUUCUUAAUCUAUGCUUCAUUUGUUCUUGUUUCAUCGCCGAUUGGUGCCACGUUUCAUGGAUAUUUUUAUGGUAUAGGUAGUUCUGAGAAGUUAGAUGUAUCUGGAUCUCCCAUAAAUGAUGCUUCUAUUGAUAAUAAACCGUCUUUAGAUUCACAAUCUUCCACUGGCACUAGUGAUAGCAAUAUAGAAAAAACCGAUACCACUUCAAACUCGGAAGUAGACAAUAGUAAGUCUAGUUCUGUGGAACUUCCAACAAGUGAGGAUGUGAAUAAAACCUCUGAUGUGAAACUUCCACCAAAACCCACGACUUCGUUUGGCGAUAGUGUAGAUACGGCCAAUACUAGUUUGCCUGCUCAAGCAAAUUCACAAGUUGAUUCAACUUCAAGUGCAACUGUUUCGGUUGAAGCAGGUGCCGGUUCUUCCAAUUUGACGGGUGGUAUUAGAACUGAAGAACCCCCUUCUACGGUUUCAAAUGAUCAGUCCGGUGGUGUCAUUAUAGCACCAAAGGAAACCUCCACGACUUCUGAUAAUUCCACAUUAACAGCUGUUCCAGAAUCAGUAAAGAAGCCUGACAAUGCAUCCAAUGCCGGUUCAGUUAAUUCAGGCUGUGAUCUGUACCAUGGGAAUUGGGUACAUGAUCCAUUGGGACCACUUUACACAAACAAUACAUGCCCUGUAUUGACACAGAUGCAGAAUUGCCAGGGUAAUGGGAGGCCUGACAAAGAUUAUGAGAAUUGGCGAUGGAAGCCCUUUCAGUGUGACAUCCCACGAUUUGAUCCUAGGAAAUUUUUGGAGCUGAUGAGAGGGAAGACCUUGGCUUUCAUUGGAGAUUCAGUAGCUCGAAACCAGAUGGAAUCAAUGUUGUGUAUUCUGUGGCAGGUAGAGGUACCAAAGAAUCGGGGAAAUCGUAAUAUGCAACGAUAUUAUUUUAGGUCCGCAUCUGUAAUGAUAGUCCGGAUAUGGUCCUCAUGGCUUGUCAAAGUGACAUCUGAACCAUUUGAUUAUGCUCCAGCUGGUGUGGAUAAGCUCCAUCUUGAUGCCCCUGACCCGAAGUUAAUGGAAAAUAUCCCAAAUUUUGACGUGGUUGUCCUUUCUUCUGGUCAUUGGUUUGCUAAGAAGUCUGUGUAUAUCUUGAAUAACGAGAUAGUGGGAGGACAGUUAUGGUGGCCUGACAAGUCCAAGCAGAUGAAGGUCAACAACAUUCAAGCAUAUGCUAUAUCUGUAGAAACAAUUCUUACUGCUCUUGCUACACAUCCAACUUACAAAGGUCUCGCAAUUGUACGGUCCUAUUCACCAGAUCAUUAUGAGGGUGGAGCCUGGAACACCGGUGGAUCAUGCACCGGGAAGGUUAAGCCUCUUGCACUUGGUGAACUGGUAGAAAAUGCAUACACAAAUACGAUGCAUGAGCAACAAGUUACAGGCUUUAACCGAGCUAUGGAAAAGGCUGCAAAUAAAUCAAAGUUGAGGUUAAUGGACAUUACUCAAGUGUUUCAAUACCGGCAUGACGGUCAUCCUGGGCCUUACAGGAGCCCCGACCCAAAUAAGAUCACGAAACGUGGCCCAGAUGGAAGGCCACCACCACAGGAUUGCUUGCACUGGUGCAUGCCAGGUCCUGUCGAUACCUGGAAUGAACUUGUCUUGGAAAUCAUCAAGAGAGAAUAUGAAGGUGGAAGUGCAUCAUGAGAUGUUACGCUCACCUCAUGAGAUUUGAUUAAAUAGCGCAAACAUCCCUUCUAUUUUUCAAAUGACCACUUACCACCCCAUAUUUGUCGGGAGAUUGCACUCACACCUUUGGUUCUGUUCAAAUGAAACCCCCUUUUACUUUACAUGAUAGAUAGAAUGUGUGUAAUUAAGGGAAGUUCAAGAUCUUAUACAGUAUAUAGAGGUGAUGGAUGUGUCAUUUAUGAAAAGCAUACUAUAGAGGCGGGGGUGUAAUAUCCUCUUUAUUUUAUUUUCUUUCUUUGAUGACAUUCAAGCUGCAUGUUGUGCUUCUGCACUCAUGAGAUUGACUUGUGUAGACUUUAUAGAGAGAGGUAAAAAUAGGUCUCGGCUGUAUCUUUUAUCACAGAAUAAUAUUAUAUCAUAGAGAAAUUUAUUUAUUUAUUUUUAAGGAUUGGGAUGGUAAGCUCCUAGCUUAUGAAA
Messenger RNA from Medicago truncatula (barrel medic), 2634 nucleotides. Its product is annotated as protein YLS7. The record is from RefSeq and is a predicted model, not a curated record. Bases 400 to 2175 code for a protein of 591 amino acids. Gene Ontology annotation, molecular function: O-acetyltransferase activity. The transcript has 4 exons. Lineage: Eukaryota; Viridiplantae; Streptophyta; Magnoliopsida; Fabales; Fabaceae. Gene Ontology annotation, cellular component: Golgi apparatus.